AUGGAAAAAUAUAUAAAUAUUUUAUUCAAAAUUUUGACAAAAGGAAAUAUUUUGGGAAAAUUUCAUUUGAGCUUUUAUGCGUUUUUAGACAAGUUGGAUUAUUCUUUAAAUAUAUCCUUGCUUUAUUAUCUUAUUGUUGAAUAUAUAGCAACAUCUAGAGACUGUUUGAAAAUGGUGCCUGAAAUUAUUUUUGAUUUCCAUAUUUCAGCAAAUAUUAAAUUAAGCGAGAGAGCAGAAAAAGUUGAAAUUGAGCAAUUAAAUGGUGUUAAAUAUACAAAUUAUCAAAUUACCAAUAUUUUCAACCCAAAAGUGUGUUUUGUUUUUGCAGAAACUGCCAGUGAUAUUUCGACUUUCAGAAUUAGAAUCAAUAUGAAAAAAUAG
Messenger RNA from Meloidogyne enterolobii, 381 nucleotides. The record is from the annotation of a GenBank genome assembly. NCBI's taxonomy places the organism in Eukaryota, Metazoa, Nematoda, Chromadorea, Rhabditida, Meloidogynidae.